Molecule: messenger RNA, 1346 nt
Organism: Mya arenaria
Lineage: Eukaryota; Metazoa; Mollusca; Bivalvia; Myida; Myidae
Product: zinc carboxypeptidase-like
Exons: 11
Coding region: 19-1302 (427 amino acids)
Biological process (GO): proteolysis
Molecular function (GO): metallocarboxypeptidase activity; zinc ion binding
Source: RefSeq, a predicted model, not a curated record
CAUACAGGAGACGGUGCAAUGCGUUACGUAGUGGUAUUGCUGCUUUUAGCGGCUGGAGUGUUCAGCAAGAAGAAAGAUUUUACCGGACAUCGGUUGGUGUCCGUGACGGCCAGGAACAAGGCAGAGUUGGAGUUGCUACACGGUCUCGAGACAGACGCCAGCUAUGAGGAGAUUGAUUUUUGGAGCGAACCUUCUCUUGUCCGACCCACAUCUAUUCGGGUAUCUCCGACAGAUUACGGAAGUAUACGGACAUUCUUGGUGAAAAAUCACAUGCAGUUUGAAGUGAAAAACGAAAACAUCCAAAGAUCAAUUGAUGUUGAAGAUGAACAGUUGACCAGAAGCAGUAAAGCAACUUCCUGUGACAUUUCGAGUGCUUAUUGCACGUACGACCAGAUAAGGACAUACCUUCUUGGUCUACCAGCAAAAUACCCAGGACAAGUGACAGUAACAUCUAUUGGCGUCACAUAUGAAUAUCGGGAGAUUUUGGCUGUUACAGUGUCUGCAAACUUGGCUGUUCCAAAAGAGAAGUCCGUGUGGGUCGAAGCCGGAUCUCAUUCGCGUGAAUGGAUAGCGAUAGCUUCCGGCUUGAAUCUCAUUGAGAAGCUGCUGACCACGACACCUGGUACUGAGAUGUUGUCUGAGUAUGACUGGAACAUUGUACCCCUACACAACCCUGAUGGAUAUGUGCAGACACAUGUCGCUGACCGUUUCCACAGAAAGAAUAGGCAGCCCCGAAACGGCAGAUGCACUAUAAAGCCCGGAGGAAGCAUGGGCAUAGAUUUAAACAGGAAUUGGGAUAUCGACUGGGGAAGGACGGGCACCGACCCCUCUUGUUCCGGUACAACAUAUGGAGGUGACGGACCUUUUGAAGCUUUUGAAACACAAGCGCUCAGAAACGCUGUUUUACAUGAUAAAGCGACCCGUACGGUUGAAGCUUUUUUCUCUGUGCACGCCUUCAGUGAGCUCCUGUUGUUACCCUACGCUUACACUUCCACUAAGCCCGCUGAUUAUGCACGACUGAAAGAGACUGGAGAGGUGAUGAUGAAAUAUCUGGAGACAACCCGCGGCACCUACUACGUUAUCGGCACACCGCCAGAUAUUCUCUACGCGGCAUCAGGGGGUUCAUACGACUACUUCUACGUCCAAGGGAUCCCGUACUCCUAUUGUUACGAGCUCAGCCCGAAAACAGGCGGAGUAGAGAGUUUUAUCGUGAACCCCGCUUACAUCCCGGAUGUCAGCGACGAGCUAUUUAGGUCAUUAUGGGCAUUUGCGAUGUAUGUCAAUAAUAAGCUGUCUGCGUAAAUUGUAUUUUGGAAUGGGGUUGAGUAAAUAUUGCAAUAGAAGAA